AUGUCCCAUGCCCAGCCUCAACUCCACGACUCAGAAGAGUAUCCCCGUCCCGAUUUCCAGCGCACCGGCUCUCGCUGGCUGUCGCUUAAUGGCCCCUGGGACUUUCUCUUCGACGACGACGACGUCGGCCUAGGCCAGCGCUGGCAGCACUCCGGCCUGCCCACCGAAGUCGCCGUCAAGAAGACGCUGCUCACAGAAGAGAGCGAGUCGCAGGACCAAUCGGAAAGCGACGCCAUCACGCAGCGCAUCGCCGCCGGCACGCAGGACCUGCUCAAGAACAACGUCUUCACGUCGUCGGCCGCCGUCAACCACAAGCGCCCCAUCACGGUGCCCUUUGUGUUCCAGUGCCCGGCCUCGGGCAUCAACGAGCGCGGCAUCCACCAAGUGCUCUGGUACGAGCGGCUCAUCUCGGACCUGCGCAACGCCAGCGAGCGGGAUGAAGGCCGGCGGGUGCUGCUCCGGUUCGGCGCCGUGGACUACGAGGCGUCUGUUUGGCUCGACGGCAGCCUCAUCGGCAGCCACCGCGGAGGCCACGUCCCCUUCCAGCUGGACGUGACUGCCGUCCUGGACGCACAGAACCAGAGCUCCGACGGGCAUCGGCUGACGGUCCGCGUCUAUGACUCGGCCCACGACCUGACGCAGCCGCGGGGCAAGCAGUACUGGGGCGCACAGCCCGAGAGCAUCUUCUACACGCCGUCGGGAGGCAUCUGGCAGUCGGUGUGGCUGGAGACGGUGCCGGCGGCCCGAAUUGCGGACAGCAGCCACGGCACCGUGAUUCGGUCGAAUGACGUGCACGCGGGAGACGUCCAUUUCGACAUUGCGGCACAGGGCUUGCAGGCGGGCCACCGAUAUGUCGUUGAGGCAGACGUCAGCUUUGCAGGCCAGCUGGUCUCCAAGUCCCCCCGGGUGGACGUCAAGGAGGCAUCGGGCAAGUUUAGUCUGAGCGCCCGUCUGUCAGAGCAAAACAUUUCUGGCCUCGCCGAGUCGGUACUCCAAAGUGCACCUUUGGAUGAUUCUUCCUGCUGGCGGGACGGCGUCGCUCUCUGGUCGCCGGAGCAUCCCCAGCUGUACGACCUCUCGGUCAGGCUCUUCGACUCCUUCUCGGGAAGGCAGGUGGACGAAAUCAAGACAAUCACGGGCAUGCGGUCAAUCAAGUGGUCCGACGGUCUGUGGCGGCUCAACGACGCUCCUUACUUCCAGAUGCUGAACCUGGACCAAGGCUACUGGCCAAACUCCUUCCUGACCCCCGAAUCCUCUGACAGUUUGGAGGUGGACAUUGACUGCGCCAAGAAGAUGGGCUUCAACGGGUGUCGAAAGCAUCAAAAGGUGGAGGAUCCGCGCUUCUACUACUGGGCAGACCGCAAGGGAUAUCUGGUCUGGGGCGAGAUGGCGAGUGCCUACCAGUUCAGCCGCGAAUAUGUCGAUCGGUUCAACCAGGAAUGGACGGAAUCGGUCAAGCUGGCAAUCAACCAUCCGUCGGUGGUGACUUGGACGCUGGUGAAUGAGAGCUGGGCGUAUACGUCGCUCAAGGACGACGUCGAGCAGCGCAACCACAUUCGGGCUCUAUACUAUUUGACCAAGACUCUGGAUCCCACACGCAGCAUCAACGACAACUGCGGCUGGGAACACGUCUGCACCGACCUCACCACCUUCCACGACUACAGCGACGCCCCCGAGCUGGAAAAGACUUGCGCAAGCCUCGACGCCAUUCUCGGCCCCAAAGCCGGGCGCAACAUGUUUGUCGGCGAAAUCGCAAACGUCGACGCCGGCGCUCGCCACAGCCCGACGGCGCCCAUCAUCUGCACCGAGCUUGGCGGAAUCAACAUUGCGCUGGCCAACAAGGAUGCCGAUGGCGAGGAAGCGUCUCGCGACUGGGGCUACACCACCGCCACGGAUCCAGAGGACCUCUUGAAGAGGAUAGAGAGGAUGGUCAGGGGCGUUGCUGGAGGCGGGCAUUGCUGCGGGUUUGUUUGGACACAAUUGACGGAUAUCGAGCAGGAGACGAAUGGGCUUUACACGCAGAGUCGGGUCGAGAAGCUGGAUGCGGCAAAGGUGAAGGCGGUUUUUGAGGAGGCGGCACGGAUCUUUUACAAGAGGGUUAAUGCGUGA
Trichoderma atroviride IMI 206040 is the source of this 2109-nucleotide messenger RNA. RefSeq lists its product as uncharacterized. The record is from RefSeq and is a predicted model, not a curated record. Lineage: Eukaryota; Fungi; Ascomycota; Sordariomycetes; Hypocreales; Hypocreaceae. Gene Ontology annotation, biological process: carbohydrate metabolic process. Gene Ontology annotation, molecular function: hydrolase activity, hydrolyzing O-glycosyl compounds.